Lodderomyces orthopsilosis Co 90-125 is the source of this 306-nucleotide messenger RNA. Its product is annotated as ubiquitin-related modifier. The transcript has a single exon. Gene Ontology annotation, biological process: protein urmylation; tRNA thio-modification. Bases 1 to 306 code for a protein of 101 amino acids. Gene Ontology annotation, cellular component: cytoplasm; nucleus. The record is from RefSeq and is a predicted model, not a curated record. Gene Ontology annotation, molecular function: protein tag activity. NCBI's taxonomy places the organism in Eukaryota, Fungi, Ascomycota, Pichiomycetes, Serinales, Debaryomycetaceae.
AUGACCAUCAAAAUCAAAGUAGAGUUCCUCGGAGGACUCGAUGUUAUAUCCUCAUCUGUUAGAGAACAUAAAGCAAUUCUCCCGUUCGAUGAGGGAGAAGCUACUAUGAAGGAUGCAAUCAAAUAUAUUUGUGAUAAUAUCAUCACUGACCCCAAAGAUGUACCUGUUUUUAUCGAGGAUGACAGUGUACGACCAGGAAUAUUAGUGCUUAUUAAUGACACAGACUGGGAAUUGGAAGGUAUGGAAGAUUACGUAAUUGAAAGUGGAGAUGUUUUGACUUUUACAAGUACGUUACAUGGUGGAUAG